Schistocerca cancellata (South American locust) is the source of this 628-nucleotide messenger RNA. Its product is annotated as speckle-type POZ protein-like. Gene Ontology annotation, biological process: proteasome-mediated ubiquitin-dependent protein catabolic process; regulation of proteolysis. The transcript is spliced from 2 exons. Gene Ontology annotation, cellular component: nucleus; cytoplasm. The record is from RefSeq and is a predicted model, not a curated record. Gene Ontology annotation, molecular function: ubiquitin protein ligase binding. NCBI's taxonomy places the organism in Eukaryota, Metazoa, Arthropoda, Insecta, Orthoptera, Acrididae. Bases 62 to 628 code for a protein of 188 amino acids.
GUUCUGCCUGCUGAGCCCACUCCGUGACGUCACUUCUCCCCGAGUCCCAGGACCACCCACCAUGUCGGCAGUUACGGAGGUUCAGAACACCACAACCGAGGCCCUGGCCGCCCUGCUAGACGGGGGUGAAGGCGCCCUGGUGACGCUGGUGGCGGGCGAGACGAGGGUGGCGGCUCACAGGGCCGUGUUGGCAGCCGCGAGCCCCGUGUUCGAAGCGAUGUUCGCGCACGACAUGCUGGAGGCCAGCUGCGGCCAGGUGAGCAUCGACGACGUGGAGGGCCCGGUGCUGAAGCUCCUGGUCGCCUACACGUAUACCCUGCAGGCCCCCCAGCUGCCCGACACGGCCGCCCAGCUGCUCUCGGCGGCCGACAAGUACGGCUUGUCGGCCCUGAAGGCUGCCUGCGAGCGGCAGCUGAUCUCGCAGUUGGCCGUCGAGACUGCAGCGGCGACGGCCGUCAGGGCAGUGAGGCACUCGUGCCCGGACGCCACCAGGGCUGCCGUCGCCUUCAUAAAGGACCACCCGCAGGUGAUGGCCACGCGGGGCUGGGCGGACGCUGUGCUCGAGUACCCGCAAGAAGUCAUUGAAGUCUGCAGUAUGCUCGGAGAGCCACCAGCAGAAGACAGGUAA